Linum tenue is the source of this 1890-nucleotide messenger RNA. Lineage: Eukaryota; Viridiplantae; Streptophyta; Magnoliopsida; Malpighiales; Linaceae. The record is from the annotation of a GenBank genome assembly.
AUGGGUUCCAGGCAACGGCCGCUGCAAACUUGUUGGAUUUCCCUCCUAGAAAUUUCUCGCAAAGCCUACACAACGGCGUCCAGAAACUACAAUGGCGGGGAUUUGGCGGUCAAUUUUGCAUCUCCAUCAGUAAUCUGCGCCUUGCAAUGUCAGUUUUUUGCAAUUCUGGCAUUUUUGGAUGACUGGAUUUUAAGGAUAGAAAGCUUGGCGGAAGCCAUUUUCCCGCCAUUGAAGCAUUUUUUUGACAGGAUCGAUGAGCUUGUUAAAGUUGCAGAGGCUCUCCCCGAGAAGCUUGAUGAUACGAUCAAAAAGUUUCCGGCUUUGGUUCACCAUGUUCCGUUUUUGGAUUGGGCAUUACUCCAUUUUAUUUCUUGGCUGAGAUUCUUGAUAACUGUGAUGACUAAUUGGGGUAUAAUGGAUGUGAAGGAGAAAGAGAUCAAUGUUACUGAUGUCAAUAAUCGUCGUAACGAUGGAUUGACUGACAUGAGGAGGAGGAAGAAGAAGAAGAAGACGAUGAAGAUGAAGAUGGAUGUUCAAAUCAGUACUAGUAAAGAAGGGUCGAAUCAUAAUGACCAGCCAUUGACUAGGGAGGAAGUAGUCGCUGGAAAGAAGUUGAUUAGCAACGAUCCUGACACGAUUGAAGGAAAGCCGGAAAUUGUCACUGAUCACCAUGCCGAUGUUCAGACAAUAAUGAUUGAUGGAUUGAUGGUCCAACAAGAACCCGAUCGUCUCACAAUCCUCGCAGGCAAUGAAGCGAUGAUUGUUCAUGACAAUGAUGAAAGGAACAAUUGUUCUCGAGGCGUCGAUGAAAAGUGCACUAGCAUUGAUCCAAAAAUAGUACAAGAAUCGAAAGAAACUACAUCAACAGGAAAUGAAGAGCUCAUGAAAAUUGUUCUUCGAGACAUUGAUGAUCAAACAUCCGAAGCAGACAGAAUGGCGAUCCUACAAGAGGUAGGUCAUCCAACAUUCCCGACAAGCAAUGAUCAAAAAGUUGUUACGGAUAUUGAUGAAAACAACGAUAAGGUGCAAAGAAUCAACAAGACGUUGACUAGCAAUUAUCCCAAAACAACUGAAGGAGCAGAGCAACAACAUAUAUUAACAAGCAAUGAACAUCUGGAAAUUACAGCUCAAGGCACCACUGGUCAAACAUUUACAUCAAAUGGAUUGACGAGCCAAAAUGCAUAUGAUAAUCAGGCAUUACAAACAAGCAAUGAUGUGACAUUAAUUCAAAAGAGUAAUGGGAACAACAAUGUUGUUGAGCACAUCGAUCAAAGGCCGACUAGUGACAACCUGAAAACACAUGAAGGAACAAUAGAAGAAUGUGGACUAACAGGCGGUGAAAAACAGGAGAUUGCAAUUCAAGAGAAUGAUGAUCUAACAUCUUCAUCAAAAGGCUUGAAAAUCGGACAAGAGGCGACUAAUCAUAAUUUGACAUUCUUGACUACUACUGAUCCGACAAUUCCUCAAGAAAAUGGCGAUGAGAUGCUUCCCUGUAACGAAUCAGAUUUUGGCCCAUCGAUUACAAGAAAUGGGCCGGCACUUGUUUCAGAGACCGACGAUACAACCAUGGAUUCAGAUUGCAGUCAGAUCAAGUUAGAUCGCGACAUUUGUGCACCUUUUCCAAAGGAACAUCUGACUAGUGUGGCAGGAAUUCCAGGAACUAGUUGGUCUAAUGUAGUAAAAGGAAGUUAUAAGGAUGUUCUUGAGAAGGGGAAAUACGAGAGCUUACAGGAAAGCUAUAAGCACAGAGGAUUGAGGCAAGACAAGUCGAGAAGACAAGGAAAAAAGGGAGGAAAGGGUACUCAAGAAGAGGGUAGGGAAGGGAAAGGGAGAAGGAAGGGGAAAAGAAAGAAGGUGGGUAACAAAGUUGAGUCAUUUUCUGACUAUUAG